AUACCGCCACCUCCAUCCUUCCUCCACCACCAUUAGGUGAAAAGAAGAGAUGUCGAAACAAGAGGAAAUGUCUACCAGUCGAGAAUCGCACCGGACUUGCGCCGCGGUAGAAAAGAACAUGUUGACGAGGAGGAAGAGCAGAAGGACGAAAAUGAUCCCGCCGGACGGCGGAUGGGGUUGGGUGGUGCUUUUUUCCGCCCUCGUCGUCAACUUCCUCAUUCCCGGCACUGUCAAGUCCUUCGGCGUGCUUUUCGUCGAGUUUCUGCACGUUUUUAAAGCGUCGUCCACGGCGGCCUCCUGGAUGCCAGCGUUAUGCUACUUUCUGUACAGCUCGUUAGGUCCUUUAUCUAGUAUUCUAUCGACCAAAUACUCCUAUAGAACAGUAACCCUCAUCGGCGGUACCUUUGCGGCCAGCGGCAUGAUGCUGAGCUACUUUGCCAAUUCAGUUACUUAUCUUUACAUCAGUUACGGUCUUAUGGUUGGAAUCGGCGCUGGAUUAUCGUUUCCGCCGACUGUUUACAUCGUUACGCAAUACUUCGAGAAGCUACGAGGGAUGGCGAACGGUCUGUGUAUUUCCGGUAGCGCAAUCGGCACUAUAGUGUUACCACCGUUACUACAGUAUCUCUUGGACUGCUUUGGAUACAGAGGAGCUGUACUCAUCAUGGGUGCGAUCACGCUGAAUACGCUGGUCUGCGGUCUCUUGUAUCAUCCGGUCGAGCAACACAUGAAGAUCGUGCCCCUGGAUGACGGUAUCGAUAACGAAGCACUGACUCUCGACGAGUCUAUUGGCGGAAAGCAGGAGUCGACUGUCGAAAAAAUGGAAGAGGAUGCUAAAUUCGGCGAUGAACCAAUACGCAAGUUUUCGGAUCUUUCGCACAACCAGCACAACGCCGUACUAAAGACCACCAAAAAGGCAUCUUGUAAGCCUGAGAAGGCAUCUUGUAAGCCGCAGAAGAAAUUGGAUUACAAAACGAGUGAUACAGUCGUGGGAUUACGCUACGAUGUCAUCAAGGACGAGAUUCCACGUGAAAAUACUCCAAAUGCGAGUGAAUUUCGCAUGACAAUUCGUCCGAGUCAUGCUAAGGAGGACGACGACGAUCUGAAUAGCGUUACGCAGAAUUUAUCGCGGCGAGGUAGUGCUGAGAAAGACGUUAAGUCGCACUCAGAUUCCUUGCAAAUUGGAAAGAAUCCGAAAGAGGAUAGCAGGAUGCGCGACGAGGAACUCAAACGGGACGAUGUGUGCUCGAAAUUGGCCAAAACGCCGAAAAAGCAUGAAAACAAAAAAGCGCCCUUCUUCGAUCUAAGCGUGUUGAAGGAUCCCAUUUACUUAGUGAUUCUUAUCUCCAACUCCACAUCGGCCAUCAGCAAUACGAACUUUAUGAUCUUACUGCCGUCUUACGCGAUCACCGAGGGCUUUGACAAAAACUCGUCGGCUCUGCUCCUGUCCAUAGUCUCGGCAUUGGAUCUGGUCGGCAGGAUCGGUGGGGCGUCCUUAUCCGAUAUUGACUUCGUACCCAAGUAUUAUUAUUUCGUAGGCGGACUCGGUACCAGUGGGAUCGCUCUGGCGUUAUUACCGAUGGCGACCAGCUACACUAUGCUGUCGUUCUUCUGCGGUCUCUUCGGUCUGUCGUCAGGAAUGUAUAUCGGCAUCACGACCGUCAUUCUCGCGGACAUGUUGGGAACGGAGAAGCUCAGUUCGUCCUAUGGAAUUUCGUUGUUCGUUAAUGGCGUGUUGCAACUCGUCGGACCGCCUAUUUGUGGUGUUAUUUUUGAGAACAUACUGUCGUAUAAGCCGAUCUUUUUAGCCUUCGGAAUCAUCUUGAUUUUGGGUACUGCACUUUGGGCGGUAGUGCCGCUUAUCAACAGAAAUAAAAAAAAGGACAUAGAAGCGAUAUAAAAUUCGCGUAGAUAAUUAGUGUACAGUUUCGACGAAGGUUUUUCGGUGAAUCAAUUUAAGCAUUUUAUAAAAGACUUUAUAUAUUACAAUUGCGAUGAUUAUGUUGUUGGAAA
Messenger RNA from Cyphomyrmex costatus, 2010 nucleotides. Its product is annotated as monocarboxylate transporter 1. Gene Ontology annotation, molecular function: monocarboxylic acid transmembrane transporter activity. Gene Ontology annotation, biological process: transmembrane transport; monocarboxylic acid transport. The transcript has 5 exons. The coding region runs from base 50 to 1897 and encodes 615 amino acids. Lineage: Eukaryota; Metazoa; Arthropoda; Insecta; Hymenoptera; Formicidae. The record is from RefSeq and is a predicted model, not a curated record.